Molecule: messenger RNA, 3301 nt
Organism: Sceloporus undulatus (fence lizard)
Lineage: Eukaryota; Metazoa; Chordata; Lepidosauria; Squamata; Phrynosomatidae
Gene: ANKUB1
Product: ankyrin repeat and ubiquitin domain containing 1
Exons: 6
Molecular function (GO): protein binding
Source: RefSeq, a predicted model, not a curated record
UCAGCCUAGGAAACAAACCCUAUUCAUUGUUCCUCAGACUUCUCUUCUGACUGCUUGAGCCAGUAUUUUUCAGGCUACCUCUUGUUUUGGAAGCAAAAUGUGUCUAGUUAAACUGGAUAUUUACAGUCUCCUCAAAGCUAGUUUUCUUUUGGGGUCCAGUUCAGAUAAGAUUUGCAUAUUGCUUGGUAAAGGGGGAAAGCAUUUGGGGAUAUGCUAACAAUAUUUUUUUCAAAAUGAGGAUUUUUGUUGCCUUUGAAGGACUUUGUGAAUCAUUUGAUAUCUCAUCAGAAGACACAGUGAAAGAUGUAAAGGUGAUGAUAAAGGAUUAUUUUCAUGUUCCUCUCUCUGAAGACAAGCAAGGCAGGAGAUAUUUGGAACUGAUGUAUGCAGGAGCAGUAUUAAAGGACAGCUGGAUACUUGCUGAUGUAGGCAUCUCAGUUUCAUCCAUGAUUAAAUGUGUACUUAAGGAAGAAGACAAGCCUAUUCUCUAUGUAUACAAUGCUGUCACUCAUGAAAAAGUGUCCAUAAUGGGAACAAUUUUUCUUCUUGCAUCAGAGGUUUCUCAGCUGAAAACUCUGGUAACCUUGAAGUGUGGCUUUCCAAACAGCAUUUAUUGCCUCAGGACAUCAGAGGGCAGGGAAAUGUAUGACUGCAAUACCUUGAGUGAUUAUCAGUUAGAUAUAGGUGCAACUCUUCAUUUGGAUGUUUGGGAUGGAUGGAAAGAAUUCCUGACUGCAUGCCUCUUAGGAAACACACCCAAGGUGCAACACUAUCUGUCCAAGGAAGAACCUGUACUCAAAUAUCAAAAGAGGGUAGCGCUUUAUAUGGCAGCCUUUUUUGGACAUCUUCAGCUUUCAGCUUGGCUCCUGAAAGAGGGUACAGGGCCCACUGAAGCGGUUGGUGUGCAUCCCUAUCGUGAGUGGUGUUAUGAAAACAAUCAUCCAGAUGACACAAAAUGCCCUGUGCAUGCAGCUGCAGAAGCAGGCCAACUCAUGAUGCUGAAAGCCUUUGUUAAUUACAGUGUCCUAUGCCUCGAAUGCCAAAAUUCUACAGGGCAAACUCCACUGCAGUUAUGCAUCCAACACAGACAUAACGACUGUGUACUGUAUUUAGUCACCAAGAUAUGGUCUGUGGUUUCCUACCCUAAUUUUUCUCUUCCCAUGAAAAUCUAUAUUAAGUUAAAACUGUGGCUUCUUAAAGCUCAAAACAAUAUCCAUAAGAAAAAAUGAUGCAACCAGGCAGCAACUUUCAGAACACGAGUUGGGGAUAUUGUCCUUGUGGAUGGCUACACAAAACCAAAAAUGACUUCCAGGGGUUUUUAUUCAGCCAGAGUCAAGGAUAUAGAUAGUAGAGUCUGUAAAUUGCCACACUUAAACCAUCGGUUUCAACAUGAAGAACAUGCCUGUGGGGGCUCAAGAAUUUCAAAGAGGUACUUCAAAGGAACCAAUGUCAAGUUACCACCAGUGAAAGAUGGGAACAAGAUUGCUGACCUAGACAAGCAGCAGCGAAAAAAGGACACCAAAAGGAAGAAGAGGCAUCUUAGCAAUGAAGACUAUAUGGACCAAACUAUGUGUUUAGCCCAAGUUCCUCUACCCCCUGCACCUGUCCCCAAGCCGUCUUAUUAUUAUUCCAUACCCAAUGCAAAGUUCCUGUUAAAUCCUUCUCUGGAGACUUUUUCAGAACACAGUGGAAGAACUCCAAGGGAGAAUGCAAUCUACUGCUUAGCCAUAGCAAGUUCAUUUAAAGAGAAGCCUUGGCUCCAACAACUGGGCAUUGCAAGAACCCUAGCCAAGAAAAGCAUAUGCAAAGCUGUAUACUGAUGAGAUCCAGUUUUAAGUGAGCAUCUUCCAAGGAUGAUUCAGGGGGACUUGUAUUUGCAUAUCAUACUACACAUGCAUAAUUGCUUAGAUACUUAAGAACGUCUCCCUGUUUGCUACUACUGAAAUGACAUUCAAAGUGGGUCAAGACAGGUUUUAAAAGGCAUAAUAAUAUGAAGCAUUAAUAACAGUCAUCCGUGACUGAAAAUUUUGAGACCCUUUGAAUGAAGCACUAUAAUCUACCAGGCUGUGUAAGUAGCCAAAUGCUUAAUUUGCUUUACAUUUAUUUACACACAGCUCCAUCUGAGAAGAAGGGAAAGAGAAGGGUCUUUUUCACAUGAAAAUGACAACUGAAGUUGACUGUUUAGUAGUUGUUUCAUCCUCAAAGCCCUGUGAGAAAUUGUGGUAUGAGAAACAAGUUUAACCAGAUGUCUUUUGGCUACUGAAGGAUGAUAUCAGUUGACCUUGAUAAAAGACAUUUUGUAUGUAAACAAUUACAACAGAUAUCAUACUGUGAGAAGUAGACUCUAACACAUCCACUGAAGGCCAAGGAGAAAGCUGAAGUACCUUGGAGCUUUAAAUUGUAUGAAUUAUCAUUAUAGCCACUAGGGUUACCAGAAUGAAAGCUGGAGAAGGCUCCUGUACCUUUAAUGGUUGCAUGAGAGGAAAUUUCAGCAAGUGUUUAUUACCUGGUUGCAUGGCAAGCAAAACCUGUUGAAUUUCCCUUUUCCAUACAACUAUUAAAAAUAUAUGAGCCCUCUCCAGUUUUCACUCUGGCAUCCACAACAGUCAUCUGAAUCACAUUAUUAUAACGUUCUCAUUUCUGUCAAGACAUGGUUCUCCAUGUAUGAUAAAAUUUAUUUGGUGUUUAAUGUGAAAAUUUAAUUCUGCUAUUGAUCAGUGUUAAUUUUUUCUCUGUUCAGCAUACCUUUAUCGGAAUAUCUUAUCUAGGUUAUAUUUUUGUGUUCCUUAAUAAAAUCACAGACUUGUAGAGUUGGAAGGGACCCUGUAGGCCACCGAACCCAAUGCAGGAACUUCAGCUAUAGCGUUCCUAUCAAGUUGCUGUCUUGCUUUUUUAAAAGAUGUCCAGCAAAACAUUCCACCACCGCUCUAAGUAAUUGGUUCCACUACUGAACUGCUUUUACCAUGAAGUUCCCUCAAAUAUUCAAUAAAAAUCUACUCUCCUGUAAUUAAAACCGUUAGCCCUGGUCCUACCCUCUAGGGAAGCAAAGAACAAACCUGCACCAUUUUCUCUCUGACAGCCCUUCAGAUAUUUAAAAAGUGCAAUCAUGUCAUCAUGUCACCUCUUAGUCUUUUCUUCACCAAAGUAAACAUGCCCCAUUCCCUCAAUAUCUCUUCAUACUGUAUGCCUGUUUGUCAUACCUCUUAUCAUCCUUGUUUCCUUUCUGUGAACCUGCUCCAACUUUUUUAUAUACCUCUUAAAAUGAGAUGCCCAGAACAGAGUACAGUAAUCCUGACUAGUU